CGCCUCCGGCGGCCUCCGGGAGCGUGGGAACCUAGCCUACGGGCGCUUUCCUGUGGGGGCGGAGCGGCGUGUAGAGUCGGGGGUCGUUUCCGGGAAGUUAGAUGCCAGCUAAACUUAGAGGGUAAAGUGAGGUAAACUCUGGCGCUGCUUGAGGUUUAGUUCAGCCAGCACUUUGGCUUGUUCCUCGUGGACAGCGAGCGAUCAAAUUCGUGAAAAGAGGGAGUCCGGAAAUAGAGAGCACGAGAAAACAUCUAAAGCAUCCAGAAAUCGUCUCCUGGACACCUUCCAAGAGGCAGGCUGAAUCAUCCUUCAGCCCCAGAGAAGGGGAGGCCAAUUUCAGGUGUUCAGAGGCUGAUCGAAGACUUGAGAUUGGCACAGCUUUUGAGGCCUGAAGGCGCUUUAGUGCUUUCAGGAAGCGAUUCUGCAGCCUGCUUCUGCUGGAAGAACCUCAGAUCUUCCCAGUGAGUAAACAUCUUGUUUUAGCUGAGACUGAGCAGAAAAAAAAAAAAAAAAAAAAAAAACCUGGGGGGAAACAAAAUUAAUUUCUUUGAACUUCUGUAAGUACGAGACAUUUUUAUGGAGUUUUAAUUGUUUUGGAUUUGAAGUGUUUGACCUUGAAAACUUUUAGCAUUUGCAUUUAGUUCAUCCUGGAAAUCUUAUUAAUAAGAAACCGUCUUCAAUAUGUGGAGCAAUUCGUUAUUGUAGGGCUUUUAUUAUGAGAGUACCUUUAUGAAAAUUAUUAUUGGAAUAUCUUGUUGAUGUCAUUUAGUCUCCUUGAAGGUCUUCUGAUAUGCUCUGUUGAAUUGCUUACUGAACACAAUCUGCAUAGGAAAUAGAAUGGAAAAGUAAUGUUCAGUCUUGGUGGAACACUCAUCUUGGAGUUAGUAUCUUCUUGUGCCUGAUUUCAGAUCAUUAUAAAACAAAUUCAACACUAAUAUCUAUUGGACUGUGAAGGUUUUGUAACACACCUGAAAAUGGGCAUUCCUCUCAUGAGAGUUGGGUUUUAUGUUCGCUCCUCUUAAAUUUGGACCUUUUUUAGUGAUUUUGUGUGAAGAGUAGAAUGCAUCAGAAGUCAAGUCCCUAAAUCUUGGGUCUGGGUCAGAAAAAGCUACGGAGCUUCCAUCUGGUUCUCUCAGGACACUUGUUUUGGAGCCUUGAGCAACUAUGUAAGAAGUCCACCCACACUGAGAUGUCCAAGAUAUGAAGAAGCCCAGAGCAUGUGGAUUGGUCAUGUAUAAUGCUCCAGCCAAGGGCACCAGCUGAGGUCUUGUGCAAUAGCUUCAACCUAGUAUCAGUUAUUGGACAUGUUUGUGAAGACUCCUCCUCCAGAUGAUUGUCCACCUGUCCACCCCCAGCCAUCACAUUGAAGGCCAAGAGAAACUGGAGCAGAGACAGGACACUCGCACCGCAUCAUUCUAUAAAUACUGAACAAUUGUUGGUGUGUACUGUGUUUCAAAGGAUUAGCAACUAUAAGCAGCAAGUCAACUCAGAAGUCUUAAUGACGGAGCAGCAGCUGGCAUUAGACUCUGUUUUUAACAGGAACCCAGACUAAGGAGUUGGCAUUGGAAAUCAGACUGAGGAUGGGAUUGAGGAUCUCACUGGCCAAUAGGCAAGAAGACUGUGGUGAGUGGGUUUUUUGGUCAAAUUAUCACAAUUCAGAUAACUUGAAAUUAUCAAUCACUGUGUGGAUGUACUAACUGGAUAUACAGAACAUCCAUUCAUCCAUUAUUUAUGCAUUUGUACCUUCAUCACUUAUCCAUAUAUUUGCGUAUCUGCUAGAAACUCAAAGACAAGUACAAUACUGUGUCCUUAAAAGAUUUACAGUUCCCUGAGGAAACAGUUAGAUAGUGUUAUAACUGUCCCUGGGCCUGGAGCUCCUGAUCUAAUCAAUAAGGCCACCGGAGCAGACCGAAGACAGUGGUUUAACCAGACCUGAAAAGAUAAAUAUGAAUUUAGAUUCCAUUCAUCGGUUAAUUGAGGAAACACACAUCUUCCAGAUGCGGGAGCCAUCAGUUAAACCACCUUGUGACAUGUUAGCACCUGCUUCAUCCCCGAAGGACACUUGUCCUUCCUGUUUGCCACAUCAGGGACUGCAAUCACGUGCCGCUCACAACUUCUGCACUCACUCCUGUAACACCAGCGAGUGGAAUAUUUGCGAAGAGCUUCGCCUGAGGGAACUUGAAGAAGUCAAGGCCAGAGCUGCCCAGAUGGAGAAGACCAUGAGGUGGUGGUCAGACUGCACUGCCAAUUGGAGAGAAAAAUGGAGCAAGGUUCGGGCCGAAAGGAACAGCGCCAGGGAGGAAGGAAGACAGCUCAGAAUAAAAUUGGAGAUGACGAUGAAAGAAUUGAGUGCACUGAAGAAGAAGCAGAGUUUGCCACAUCAAAAGGAGGUAUUAGAAACUACCCAAGACCUGAAGCAUCCUACUUUCCUGGAAGGGCCUUCUGCACAAAGAGACCCAUUUCACCUUGGUUCACAAACGUGGGAGUCUAUCAGAGGUUGUCCGGUAAAAAGAGAAUUUCCUACAAAGGAGAACCCGGAUAGUAAGGAAGAAGGUUUGAAUAUUGACCAGUUAAAAUUAAAUGAAGAGACGAAACUCAAUCUUAACUGUCCUGAUUCAUUAAGGACUGUUUCUGAAAACAGCACACUGAAAUCUGCAUUAAGACCACAAGCAAUAAACCUGCCUUUGGAGAAUAAAGUGCCUGAAAUUUCAGCUUUGCAGGUACAUCUGGAUGAGUUCCAAAAGGUUUUAUGGAAAGAAAGAGAAAAGCGCUCAUCUUUGGAAAAAGAAAUAGAACGACUGGAGUCAGCUUUGUCUGUAUGGAAAUGGAAAUAUGAAGAACUGAAAGACUCAGAGCCAAAAAAUCUGAAAGAGUUUAACAUUAUUCCUGGUCAACAUGAAAAUGAAAUGAAAGAAAUAUCGGGAGAUAUAAAAGAAGAAUCAAAAUCUCAAACCGGCAAGGAUAGAGUGAUCUACGAGUUAAGAGCUGAGCUAGAGAGAUUGCAAGCUGAAAAUAUCUUGGAGCGAGACAAGAGGGAAAUACUUGAAACAGAAAAACAAGGACUGGAAAGGGAAAAUAGAAGGCUAAAGGCCCAAGUGGAAGAAAUGGAAGAGCUUCUGGAGAGGAGAAAUGUAUUAAGUGCAAACUCUCCAGGUCCUGACUUCAAGACCUCACAAAUUGAACUGCAGGAAAAAAUCAAGGAACUUUUAGGAGGACAGAGAGGAGAGGACAAGAGAAGACAAAUGAGGCAAGAAGAAGAAGGGAAAAGUGGAAUUUGUGCUGACUAUAAAGCGAGAGGACAUAACAGAAUAACCAAAAUGGGAGCAAACACAUAUAGGCUAAUAUUUAUCAAAAUAUGUCCUGAUUUUGCUGUAAUGGAGAAAAGUAGAGUUAUAAUUCCCAACCAUUUUUCUAAAAAUGAUACCUUUCAAUGCUCAUUUGCUUUACCACUUUAUUCAGUGACAGGGAGGUUUGUACUUGGAUAGCCUUGAUUCUGUAGAUAUGCAGUGUUUGCAUUCUCCAUUCCAAAUAACACGUUUUGAAGUGAAAAGUUAUUGGAAAAAGGGGUCAGUAUUCUAUGGGGUAAAGCCCCGUGAACUAGUCAACAUGCCUUUUGUGGAGCUCCUUGGAGGCUCGUUUUCUUAAAUCAUUCUGGCAACUGACUCUCUUCCUUCAGGUCACACAGUGGGUCAUUUUCAGAAAACUAAUGUGACAGAGUGGUAAUUGAUGUGUCUCGGGAAAAUGAUGAAUUAAUCUAAGAGUAGAAAGGCCAUCAAAGUCAAUUCCUAAUGAAUUUACAUUACUGACAGUGUCCAUUUCUUGAAUAGGAAUGACAUUAUAUUUAUUUUGCUUAGUAACUUUAUCCUCAGAAAUGUUUUAUUUUCACUCAGAGGUUUAUCAGGCAAACCUAUGGCUUUGUUAACUUCUUCACUCAUUAUUUUUCUUUUAAAACCUUCAUUACUCAUACAAUUAUUGAGUAAUUUAAGAAUAAUUAUAUCUAUUCUUAUGCUGUUGUAAAAUAAUAAUUUUAAAUAUAAAAUAACAUAAUUUGAUGUUAUUAGACAGGGUUAUUUCACGUUUUUCUUUAACCAUUCUUACAUAGCUUUGCUUUCUGUGGUACACUAGAAAUUUUAAUUUUUAAUACAGUGAUUAGUAAAAAUUUAUAUUACUGUAGAGACUUUAGAGAUAUGGAAAUUUUUAACCCUUUGGUGUAUGAAAUAUAUUUUGGUAUAUAAAAAUGAAAAUAAUUCAUUUUGAAGAAUGUCUUAGUUGUAGCAAAACACUGAGCUACACAUGAGUGUCUUUCAUGAAUUGAUAAUUCAGUGAUUUCAUAAAACUUAGAAACACAUCCGUGAUUUUGUAUACAUUUUAGCAAAAGUGAAUUAGGUUGUGUGGGUUGACCAGAACAAUGUUCUUUUCUCCAAGAAUUUCUGAAGUUAGCAGAGACAGACGCUUAAGUACCAUUUGUUAAUGUCAUAAAGAGGUAUCUAGUGAAAGUUCACACUGAAUUAAAAUAAAUCAAUAUACUACAAAAGAGGGUGGCAUUUUCUCUAAUAUAAUGACUGCCCUCACUCACCCUGAAAUACUCACAUGCGUUCAUGCAUUCAAACGCACAUGUAAAUGCAGACAAUGAAUUGAUUUUUAUAAAUAAACUCAAAAGUGAAAGUUUUA
Messenger RNA from Herpailurus yagouaroundi (jaguarundi), 4671 nucleotides. It is a transcript of the gene CCDC102B, whose product is annotated as coiled-coil domain containing 102B. The record is from RefSeq and is a predicted model, not a curated record. NCBI's taxonomy places the organism in Eukaryota, Metazoa, Chordata, Mammalia, Carnivora, Felidae.